GACGGCUACAUGCUGAUGGGCGGUUUGGUUCUGCCGUGGUUGAUGGCCACAAUAACAAGGGUGUUCUUGGUGGGGCAAGAGUGGCGCCUUCCGACUAAGUCUCUACUGAGGGAGGGAAGCAACGGGACUUUCACGAUGAGAGCAAACAUGAUAUUCUGCGAGACGCGCGUUAACAGCGGCUGGUUGAAUCACGUGAUGGCUGAGUGGCUGUUGACAUUGGUGAUAACUGGAUUGGUUGCAUUCUGGUUCCCGGCUGUCAGACGACGUUCACAAGAUUAUUCAAAGCUCAUGCAAAGGCCCGUUGGACUUUUUGCUUCUGGUGAGUAUUACAUGGAGUCAGUGUCCGUCAUCGCUAUAAUGUGGUUCCUCACUAUCAGACCCCUCCUGGCGACCAGUAUAUUCAUUUCUUCAAACGAAAGCUGGUCCUCCUAUCUUGACAUCCCUUCCCACGUCCUCAUCAUGAUGUCUGCGUCUCUCGUGCCCUUUGAGGUCGAGGACCGAUGGGCGAUGGCUGUGGAGGAGGAAUCUCCUGCAGAAGGUGACGGGGAAGUGAUAUCUCUGCAUGACGAGCCGGCUUGGGAGAAGAAACAAGGGACUGCUAUAGUGAACUCAGAUGAACAUUUUUGAAAAGUGAUAAACUGUUACGUGUCUAAUAGUGUGAUAAAAUGUUUGGUGAUUACGUUUUAUUGAAAUAUGCUUUUUGAAAAGUAUGCAUAUAUAUAUGUAUACAUAGAUGUGCAU
This is a messenger RNA of Penaeus indicus, 741 nucleotides long. RefSeq lists its product as uncharacterized. The transcript is spliced from 4 exons. The coding region runs from base 10 to 627 and encodes 205 amino acids. NCBI's taxonomy places the organism in Eukaryota, Metazoa, Arthropoda, Malacostraca, Decapoda, Penaeidae. The record is from RefSeq and is a predicted model, not a curated record.